Messenger RNA from Homo sapiens (human), 9474 nucleotides. It is a transcript of the gene PTPRE, whose product is annotated as protein tyrosine phosphatase receptor type E. Gene Ontology annotation, molecular function: transmembrane receptor protein tyrosine phosphatase activity; protein tyrosine phosphatase activity; identical protein binding. Gene Ontology annotation, cellular component: cytoplasm; plasma membrane. NCBI's taxonomy places the organism in Eukaryota, Metazoa, Chordata, Mammalia, Primates, Hominidae. The coding region runs from base 4324 to 6525 and encodes 733 amino acids. The record is from RefSeq and is a predicted model, not a curated record. The transcript has 20 exons. Gene Ontology annotation, biological process: negative regulation of insulin receptor signaling pathway; regulation of mast cell activation.
GCUUCUGUUCCCUGGAAGCAGAGUGGCUGCAGCUGUGAGCUCCAGGGACUCACCAGCCAAAGCUCCAGCCAAAGCUCCAACUCUGUGGCCAGGCUGGUCCAGGCCUCUGUGGGCCAGGCUACUUCCAAAGACCCACUUCUCCCACAGUAAAUAUAUGGCCAUCCCGGGGCUUUCCUUUCUGGAGGAGAGAACAUAAUGGAGCAUCCUCUAGGACAGGAAAAUAUUUUAAGGAAUAAUCCAGUAUCAUUAUUGCCAUCUGCAGAAUGCCUUUCCUACACCAUUCCUACACUAAAGGAAUUACAGCUUCACUGGGAGGAAGGAGAUAUAGACAAAAGAAGCAAAACAAAACAAAAACAAAAAAAAACAAGCAGACAAGCCUGGGUAUAGUGGCUCACGCCUGUAAUGCCAGCACUUUGGGAGGCCAAGGUGGCUGGGUCGCUUGACCCCAGGAGUUCGAGACCAGUCUGGGCAACAUCAGGAGACCCUGUCUCUACAAAAAAUACAAAAUUAGUGGGACAUGGUGGCGCACACCUGUAGUCCCAGCUACUCGGGGGGUGGCUGAGGCAGAAAGACGGCUUGAGCCCAGGACAUCAAGCCUACAGUGAGAUAUGAUCGUGCCACUGAACUUCAGCCUGGACUAUAGAGUGGGACCCUCUCUCAGUUUAAGAAAAAAAAUAAAAUAAAACAAGCAGACAAACAUACAUUGCAAUGUAGGAUGGCUUCCUCCGGGAGGCCUAGCCAGGAGUGGGUUCAGCAGCCCCGGGCCGGCAUUGCCGCUGCCCUGUCUCCUCGCUCUGUGAUGCUGGUCCAGAGCCUCACCAAGCCUCAGUGUCCUCAUCUUUAAAGUGGGUCUCACCGGCCGGGCUUGGUAACUCAUGCCUGUAAUCCCAGCUCUUUGGGAGGCCGAGGAGGGUGGAUCACUUGAGGUCAGGAGUUGAAGACCAGCCUGGCCAACAUGGUGAAACUCCAUCUUUACUAAAUAUACAAAAAUUAGCCAGGUGUGGUGGUGUGUGCCUGUAAUCCCAGCUACUCAGGAGGCUGAGGCAGGAGAAUCACUUGAACCCAGGAGGCAGGGGCUGCAGUGAGCCAAGAUCCCGCUACUGCACUCCAGCCUGGGUUACAGAGCGAGACUCCAUCUCAAAAAAUAAAUAAACAAAUAAAAAUUUAAAAAUAAUAAAGUGGGUCUUGCCUUACCUACUAGGAUAGUUGUUAGAUGUGGGAGAGAUGCCAUAAGCAGUGCCCAGGGCACUCCACAGCCCGAGAAAUCUAAGCUCAUCUCUCCUUCCCCUUGCUGGAGGACAACAACGUUCAAGAGAACAACAGGAAGCUUUCCCAUGAGUGGAAGGAUGUUGUGUCAGCUUCUCACUGACCCCACUUCACGGAUCUGUCUGCUCAAACCAACCUCCCCAACCCCCAGCUUUUAAAUGUGCCUCUUUCACAGUUUCCAACUUGUUGCUCAAUAUUACAGUAGCCAUCAGCGUCGCAGUGUUGGCCUAAUGGAAGUCUUCACUUGGUAAAGGUUUACUUUAGAGAACAUUAUGAUUGGUUUUUGCUCUAAUUCUUUAAGAAACUGAUAGUUGUGGUUUCCUACUAUCAUGUGUGAGCCACAAACCAAUAAAAUACCUGAUCUAUUUGUAGUACAAAAAUUAGCGGAAUGUGGUAGUGCACACCUGUAGUCCCAGCUACUUGGGAGGCUGAGGCAAGAGGACUGCUUGAGCCCAGGAGGUUGAGGCUGCAGUGAGCCAUGAUUGCACCGCUGCACAAUAAGGCAAGAGUUCAGUGUAUUCUUGCCUUAUUUUUUAAAAAUCAGCUGCAAGUUUAAUUUCAAGUUAUGAUUUGUGUUUGAUUGGGGUUGUCAAUCGUGCAACCAUUGGCAAAGUGCCAACAGGUUCUACCAAAAUUGGUCUUUUCCCAUGUGGUUUUAGUCUGGUUUGACUCAAGCCUGCUGCCACUGUCUGCAGCCCUGCUCCAGAAACUUCUGCAUGGCAUUGGGUUUUAUUUUACAUUAAAAUAAAUCAGCAUUGCAUUGGAAGAUUGAUCAUUUCUAUCAAUCCUCUUGAGAUAUUGGAGGUAUAACUUCCAUUCCUGGCUUCUUCCCUUGCUUGGCCCCAGUCAAACAUCACGAGUCACUCUUUUUAGCAUCUUUUCUGGUUCAUUUUGGGGAGUGGAAAGGAUGGACUCUUGUAAUAAGUUAUUCCUACAAAAAAGCAGUUCCCCUAUCUGCAGUGAUCCUCAAGUAAUCAUUUCUUGCCCAAAAACCAAUGCCCUCUCAGUCCCCUGCCAUCAUGCUCUAUGUAAUACUGGGUUCCACUGCACCCUGGAAACCCUCUGUGCUUUAAUAUGUUACUCAACAGAUUUUCCCCGGUUGUUUUAUAUAGCUGCCCCAGUAGGUGCUUUGGCAUUAUAUAGACUAUCUUUUAAAUUUUAUUUAUAAUUGUUGUUUCCAUAUACAAAUCCUUUUUUUUUUUUUUGUAUUAGUAACUUUAUACCUUGUGACCUUAACUCAUAUAUUGCCUCUAGUGGCUAUUUUUGAAUCCUUUGGGAUUUUCUACAUAGACUAUUAUGUCAUUUGAGAAUAAAGUUUUAUUUUUUUCUUUUCAAUGCUUAUGUCUUUUAAUUCUUUUUCCUAACUUAUUGCAUUGGCUAUGAUUUCCAGGAUAAUGUUAAAUAGGAGUGGGACAAAUCCUUGCUUUGUUCCCAGUGCUGGGGAGAGGUAUUAAGUCUUUCACCAUUAAGAAUAAUUUGAGCUGUAGAUUUGCCCAAAUAGACUUAAAAUUCCUUAGUUACCAGAAGUAUUUUUUCUGCUUCUUGGGCUUCAAACACACCUCAUGGGUCAGCUUUUAAAUGUAUAACAAUAUACAUUUAAACAAUUUUUUAAAAAUAUAACAAUUUAUAACAACUUUUAAUUGUGUGCUGUAGAGUCUUUAUUUGAUAUGAUUUAAAAUAUCUAGUUUUGUCAGGACUAAGAUAGCAAGUAGUCUAUUUUAGUGGAAAACAUCAUGUACUGCAUUCACUAUUUAAAAAUAGUAACAAUCAAAACAUGCUUCCACCCUUCACCAGUGCAGACGUGCAGUGACGACUGAGCAAGGUCUCAUUCACAGGUAGAUAGCAGCCUAAUCAAUAAUCCCAGUGUGAGGCUGCCAUGCUGACCACUCAGAACAAAACAAGCGAGCUAAAUUCAUCCACUGAAGAAUGGGUCAACAAAAUGUGGUAUAUCCAUGCAAUGGAAUAUUAUUCAGCCAUUAAAAGGAAUGAAGUACUGGUACAUGCUACAAUAGGGAUAAAUCUCAAAAAAUAAUACUAUUAUAAGUGAAAGAACCCAGUCACAGAAGGCCACGUAUAGUGUGAGUCCAUUUAUAUGAAAUACUCAGAAUAGGCCAAUCCAUAAAGACAGAAAGUAGAUUGGUGUUGCCAGGGGCUGGGGACAGGAUGGAGCUUGGGAGCUAGUGAGCUAAUAGUGGGUGUGGGGUUUCUUUUUGAAUGAUGAAAAUGUUCUAAUAUUAGAUUACAUUGAUGGUUUCAAGCUGGGUGAAUAUACUAAAAACCAUUGAACUGCACACUUUAAACAAGUGAACUUUAUCGUAUGAAAAUUAUGUCUCAAUAAAACUGUUUUUUUUUAAAAAAUAAAAUAACAUGAGAGCUAAUUUAAUGGGAGGCUGGGCAUGGAGGCUCAUGCCUGUAAUCCCAGCACUUUGUGAGCCCGAGGCGAGCAGAUCACUUGAGGCCAGGAGUUCGAGACUAGCCUGGCCAACAUGGUGAAACCCUGUCUCUACUAAAAAUAUAAAAAUUAGCAGGGCGUGGUGGCACAUACCUGUAGUCCUGGCUACUCAGGAGGCUGAGGCAGGAGAAUCGCUUGAACUGGGAGGCGAAGUUUGCAGUGAGCUGAGAUCACUCCAUUGCACUCCAGCCUGGGCGACAGAGCAAGACUCACUCCGUCUCAAAAAAAAAAAAAAUUAAUUAAUUAAUGGAAUUGAUCAGGCUAGAUAAAGAUUAAGCUAGAAAGCUGGAGAAAGUGAGCUGCCCCAGACCAGGUUGUAAAAGGCUCUUCUGGGGGGAGGAUGGGCUAAAGGAACUACUUGAAGGGGAGGGAACCCUAUAGGCCACAGCAGAGGCAGCUGACUGAUGGAGCAUCUUGGGGGCUAGGUCAGUGGCCACACCCCACCAUCAACUGAUCAUUAGAGGUUGUAUUAAAGUGUGGGGUAGGACAUGGUUAAAAGCUGAUGAUUGCAGCCAAAAGAAGUAUCAUCUAGAUAAAGAGGUCUCCAGAAGACCCUGAACAAUUAAGCAAAAAUGGGAUAGUCGACUAGUGCUGUACAGAAGGAAAUGGCUAGAAUUAGCAGCCAACUCCUGUUAACCAGAAAACUGACUUUUUUUUUCUUCUUUCUUCUUCAGACUAUAGCCUUCACUUUCCCUCGGUCCACCAUGGAGCCCUUGUGUCCACUCCUGCUGGUGGGUUUUAGCUUGCCGCUCGCCAGGGCUCUCAGGGGCAACGAGACCACUGCCGACAGCAACGAGACAACCACGACCUCAGGCCCUCCGGACCCGGGCGCCUCCCAGCCGCUGCUGGCCUGGCUGCUACUGCCGCUGCUGCUCCUCCUCCUCGUGCUCCUUCUCGCCGCCUACUUCUUCAGGUUCAGGAAGCAGAGGAAAGCUGUGGUCAGCACCAGCGACAAGAAGAUGCCCAACGGAAUCUUGGAGGAGCAAGAGCAGCAAAGGGUGAUGCUGCUCAGCAGGUCACCCUCAGGGCCCAAGAAGUAUUUUCCCAUCCCCGUGGAGCACCUGGAGGAGGAGAUCCGUAUCAGAUCCGCCGACGACUGCAAGCAGUUUCGGGAGGAGUUCAACUCAUUGCCAUCUGGACACAUACAAGGAACUUUUGAACUGGCAAAUAAAGAAGAAAACAGAGAAAAAAACAGAUAUCCCAACAUCCUUCCCAAUGACCAUUCUAGGGUGAUUCUGAGCCAACUGGAUGGAAUUCCCUGUUCAGACUACAUCAAUGCUUCCUACAUAGAUGGUUACAAAGAGAAGAAUAAAUUCAUAGCAGCUCAAGGUCCCAAACAGGAAACGGUUAACGACUUCUGGAGAAUGGUCUGGGAGCAAAAGUCUGCGACCAUCGUCAUGUUAACAAACUUGAAAGAAAGGAAAGAGGAAAAGUGCCAUCAGUACUGGCCCGACCAAGGCUGCUGGACCUAUGGAAACAUCCGGGUGUGCGUGGAGGACUGCGUGGUUUUGGUCGACUACACCAUCCGGAAGUUCUGCAUACAGCCACAGCUCCCCGACGGCUGCAAAGCCCCCAGGCUGGUCUCACAGCUGCACUUCACCAGCUGGCCCGACUUCGGAGUGCCUUUUACCCCCAUUGGGAUGCUGAAGUUCCUCAAGAAAGUAAAGACGCUCAACCCCGUGCACGCUGGGCCCAUCGUGGUCCACUGUAGCGCGGGCGUGGGCCGGACGGGCACCUUCAUUGUGAUCGAUGCCAUGAUGGCCAUGAUGCACGCGGAGCAGAAGGUGGAUGUGUUUGAAUUUGUGUCUCGAAUCCGUAAUCAGCGCCCUCAGAUGGUUCAAACGGAUAUGCAGUACACGUUCAUCUACCAAGCCUUACUCGAGUACUACCUCUACGGGGACACAGAGCUGGACGUGUCCUCCCUGGAGAAGCACCUGCAGACCAUGCACGGCACCACCACCCACUUCGACAAGAUCGGGCUGGAGGAGGAGUUCAGGAAAUUGACAAAUGUCCGGAUCAUGAAGGAGAACAUGAGGACGGGCAACUUGCCGGCAAACAUGAAGAAGGCCAGGGUCAUCCAGAUCAUCCCGUAUGACUUCAACCGAGUGAUCCUUUCCAUGAAAAGGGGUCAAGAAUACACAGACUACAUCAACGCAUCCUUCAUAGACGGCUACCGACAGAAGGACUAUUUCAUCGCCACCCAGGGGCCACUGGCACACACGGUUGAGGACUUCUGGAGGAUGAUCUGGGAAUGGAAAUCCCACACUAUCGUGAUGCUGACGGAGGUGCAGGAGAGAGAGCAGGAUAAAUGCUACCAGUAUUGGCCAACCGAGGGCUCAGUUACUCAUGGAGAAAUAACGAUUGAGAUAAAGAAUGAUACCCUUUCAGAAGCCAUCAGUAUACGAGACUUUCUGGUCACUCUCAAUCAGCCCCAGGCCCGCCAGGAGGAGCAGGUCCGAGUAGUGCGCCAGUUUCACUUCCACGGCUGGCCUGAGAUCGGGAUUCCCGCCGAGGGCAAAGGCAUGAUUGACCUCAUCGCAGCCGUGCAGAAGCAGCAGCAGCAGACAGGCAACCACCCCAUCACCGUGCACUGCAGUGCCGGAGCUGGGCGAACAGGUACAUUCAUAGCCCUCAGCAACAUUUUGGAGCGAGUAAAAGCCGAGGGACUUUUAGAUGUAUUUCAAGCUGUGAAGAGUUUACGACUUCAGAGACCACAUAUGGUGCAAACCCUGGAACAGUAUGAAUUCUGCUACAAAGUGGUACAAGAUUUUAUUGAUAUAUUUUCUGAUUAUGCUAAUUUCAAAUGAAGAUUCCUGCCUUAAAAUAUUUUUUAAUUUAAUGGUCAGUAUAUUUUGUAAAAAUCAUGUUAAUUUAUUUCAUAGUUGACAUUAAUAUCUUCCCUAAUUUCUUUGUAUAUAUUUUGUUAUGCCUUAAAGGCCACCUGCUAUACAGUUGUUAAAUCUUAAAUAUGCUUUUUAAAAAUUGGAAUAAUGUAUUAAGGUCAAAUAAUAUCCCAUAAAAUAUAUAUUUCUGCUAAUAUUAGUAAAUAUCUUAAUUUUUCAUUAGAUUCAUAUCAUUUAAUUUCACAUAUUCAACACCUUUAAAUGUUGUAAUCUUAAUAUGCGAAGUGUGCCUCUGCAAGAUACUAACACAAAGCUCAUGUUAAGAAAACAGUUGAGGACUCAGAAGUCAGUUCGAAAAUGCACUUUCCUAACAGUGAAUUCACAACCCUGAACAGCAGCAUUUUUGGAAGGCAAACUGUUCGUGAUGGUACAAUGUAAAUGGGGACUUCUGUAAAGUUCUCAGUUUCGGUCCAUGUGGUUUAUCUUUACAUUUUAAAGAUCAAAGAAGUCUUUACAACCUGAAUCCAGGUCUAAAACACACUAGAGUAGCUGGUGACUAUAAAUAAUAUUUUAAAAUGCUGUGUCUACACCAUCAAGACUGUGUCUACACUAUCUUGGCUGAACGAGAAGAGAUGUAAAUGCUGGGUGGUCCCGUUGACCCACGGCGUUGGGUACAACAAAACCAGCCAUCGGAGUUACACCCCAAAGCACCAUUUGCUGUCCAGCUGCCUGUCGUUUGGCCCAGACCACCCUCAGAAAAAAACCAGCUGCCUCUCCCAUUCUCCCCUCCCGUUCUGCCACAGCGGCCUGGGCUGGUCCAGUGCUAUGCCUGGAGGCUCAACACAAAACUUCCCAUCCAAACAUUCAGAUGAACUGAGCGUCUUACACACGCAGUACAGAGGAGCACACAUUAGGAUAGAAACAGUAGAAUAACCACGGGCAAUUAAACUUUAAAUUUUCUGAGCAGCAUUUUGGUAUUUAAACAUUUCUUGUAAAAAGCUGAGACAGUUUGUAAGAAAAGAAUCCUUAAAAUCUAGAUUUAUACCAUUUUUUAAAGUCCCACCUUUCAAUGUUUAAUAAAACAAAAAGAGAAAUCCUUAAUCUAAAAGCUAAAUUAUUUUUGAAUGGAAAUACUACUGAGACCAUUGACACUGGAUAACAGUAAUGAUCCCAUUACCAGAUAAGAUUGACUGACGGGGAAAAAAAAAAAAAAAGAAUGGGGUGUGAAUGUACCAACACUGAAUCUUACAGCAGUUAUCUUUCUAUGGCCAUUAGGUACCUAGCAGAUGUGCACAAUAUAAACAAAAAGAUAUCUGGCCUACCUUACUACUAAAAGCAUUUAACACGUGCAUUUUUGGUACUUUUUUUUUUGUUUUCUAAAAGCUACAUAAAGGCCUUAUUUGACAUUUUCACUGAUAACUGAUCGCACCCUCAUGUUGCAGUGUUCGUCCCCUAUUCAUUAACAGUGUGUGCAAAUGCAACCCCAGGACACAUUAUUGUUCUGAUAGAUGCUCACAGGGAAUCAAGCUUCUCGCCCACUCCACGGCUCUGAGCCCCAUCCAAGGGCAAGACUUGGUGCCCAGCUGGAAGGACGAAAGCACACUUUGUGACCGCCAUCCUCACCAGCUGCAUGCCUGGGCUGCACACUGCUGAACGUGCUCCUCUCUCCUUCUCUGUACAAUGAUUCAGCAUCUCGGCGGAAGAGGAAAAUGGAGCUUUUUGAGGCUCGCCAGGUCCCUUUUGUUUUCACCAUUAAAAUUCCAAACCCAAAGCCUUUGUUUGACUGAAGGAGAAGAGAGGGAAGUAAGCUUCUGUUCAGCACCUGAACCCUAGAAAAAGAGCCAGUUUGCUACGAUGAAGGUGACAUUUCUCUGGUCAUUUAUUUGAGAGUUCGAAGUCAAAGUCGAGGGGCACCGGCUUUGGUUCAUGUCUAGGAGCCCUCUGUCAGAAUCCUUGAAGCCCUUUAAUGGUCUAACUGGCAUCUCUUGUAUCAAGAAGUACCUUUAAGGUAGACCUUUUCAGGGUGCCCUCAGGAAAGGGCCCUGCUCAUGUUUUUUUCCUGUCCCCUUAGACCAACCCCAGGUGUCCACUGCAGGGGUUCUGCCUGUUCCCAAACUUUUUCCAUUCCAGGAACAAAGGAGAAGCCACUUUCCCCAGGACGCAAGACUCUCCCCUCCACUGUCCGGGACAGCGUUCGCCCUUUAGCGGGGAGGUCAUUACAGCCUCAUGGCCUCUACCAAGGCCCCAGAUCACAGGAUCUCCUGGGCCUUGGAGCACCUCACGCUGGGGGAAUCAAUCCCUGAGGGACUCAGAAUCUUCUCCGUGCAACCUGGAAAGUUCAUCUCUUGUUUCCUUCAGUCAAAGAAAGUCCAUUGUACAUAACAAAACAGCCCCCAAACAGCCCAGUGCCGACACCAUUGUUCCUUUCACACUUUCCUUUGUUGCAUGCAGUUGGGUUCAAAUGCCAAAUAGUGAUUAGAAGACGACCAUUCUGAUCUGUGUGUGAUCUGGUCACUAUGUGACUGCCUUUACGGUUUCUCUCCAUGUGCUAUAUGAAUGAAGAAUGCAUACCAGUGUUUUAAAAGGUAUUUUUAUGUGUUUUUAAACACUUUUUUAAAUGAGCCUGACACCUGUGUUUCAGCAUUUGGAGACAUCCCCAUGUUAUUCUUUUAAGUGUAUAAUUACUGAUACUUUUUUGUUUGUUUGUUUAACUAAGUUGUGUUUAACUUAUGUGCAGUCUUUAUAAUGUAUGUAUGUUAUUACAGUUUCAACUAUCAUAUUUUCUUUGAUUACAUUUAUAAUUUGAUCUUGCUCUGAUUAUAAUGCCAGUGAAUGUUGCUGAACUCUUUGUAUAUGCAAAUUGCAAGAUUUAAACCAUUCUGAUGCAAGGAUAAACCUUUACUUUGACUACCA